Molecule: messenger RNA, 1879 nt
Organism: Ilex paraguariensis (yerba mate)
Lineage: Eukaryota; Viridiplantae; Streptophyta; Magnoliopsida; Aquifoliales; Aquifoliaceae
Source: the annotation of a GenBank genome assembly
UUAUAAGAGAUCUGAAAUCCCGACACCCUCAACUACCCAGUUCCAGUAUAUAUAUUUCACAAUCUUGAAGGCUUAUACAAUCCACAACUCCCCCACCUAAAAAAAAAAAAAUCAUACCCGUCACUCAUUAUCACCUACUUUCUCAUCAAACUCUUCUUCAAUGGAGCCCAAAACAACAGAAGAAAUAAUUUUCCGAUCAAAACUCCCCGACAUUUACAUCCCAAAACACCUCCCUCUACAUUCAUAUUGCUUUGAGAACAUUUCAAAGUUUAGUUCUCGACCAUGCUUAAUAAAUGGAGCUACCGGAGAAGAAUACACCUACGCCGACGUCGAGCUCACUUCGCGGAGAGUCGCCGCCGGUCUCAACAAGCUCGGUGUUCAACAAGGAGACACGAUCAUGAUUCUGCUACCCAACUCGCCGGAGUUCGUGUUUGCCUUUCUUGGAGCAUCAUAUCGUGGAGCCAUAUCAACCAUGGCGAACCCCUUUUUCACUCCGGCGGAGGUUAUAAAGCAAGCGAAGGCGUCAAAUUCAAAGAUGAUAAUCACACAAUCAAGUUACGUGGAGAAAGUAAAGGACUUUGCGAGUCAAAACGGAGUGAAAAUCAUCUGUAUAGACUCACCACCUGAGGGUUGUUUGCCGUUCUCGGAGUUAACUCAGACCGAAAAACUGUCCCUACCGGAGGUGAAAAUCAACCCGGACGAUGUGGUGUCUCUGCCGUACUCCUCCGGAACAACUGGGUUACCGAAAGGAGUGAUGCUGACCCACAAAAGCCUCGUAACAAGUGUGGCUCAACAGGUCGACGGAGAGAACCCAAAUCUUUAUAUGCACAGCGACGACGUUAUGCUCUGUGUUUUGCCAUUGUUUCAUAUAUAUUCUCUGAACUCGAUCUUGCUAUGUGGAUUAAGGGUUGGUGUGGCCAUUGUUCUUAUGCAGAAGUUUGAGAUUGUUCCAUUUUUGGAGCUGAUACAGAAAUACAAAGUGACGAUCGGACUUUUUGUGCCGCCGAUCGUUUUGGCGAUUGCGAAGAGCCCUGUUAUUGAGAAUUAUGAUCUGUCGUCGAUAAGGACGGUGAUGUCCGGCGCGGCACCGUUGGGAAAGGAGCUUGAAGAUGCUGUCAGAGCUAAAUUUCCCAAUGCCAAACUUGGUCAGGGUUAUGGAAUGACCGAGGCAGGGCCAGUGCUGGCAAUGUGCUUGGCCUUUGCAAAGGAACCAUAUGAGAUUAAAUCUGGGGCAUGUGGGACUGUUGUCAGAAACGCUGACAUGAAAAUUGCUGACCCUGAAACUGGUGCGUCUCUUCCUCGCAACCAGCCUGGAGAAAUAUGCAUCAGAGGUGACCAAAUCAUGAAAGGUUAUCUCAAUGAUCCGGAGGCCACAGCAGCAACCAUAGACAGCGAAGGUUGGUUGCAUACUGGUGAUAUCGGCUUUAUCGACGACGAUGAUGAGCUCUUCAUCGUCGAUAGGUUGAAGGAGAUAAUAAAAUACAAAGGAUUUCAAGUUGCACCUGCUGAACUUGAAGCGUUGCUUCUCACUCAUCCCAACAUUUCGGAUGCUGCUGUUGUCGGAAUGAAAGAUGAAUUAGCAGGAGAGGUUCCAGUUGCCUUUGUUGUGAGAUCAAGCGGCUCUGAUGUCACUGAGGAUGCGAUCAAGCAGUUCAUCUCCAAACAGGUAGUGUUUUACAAGAGAAUAAACAGGGUUUUCUUCGUGGAUGCAAUUCCAAAAGCACCCUCGGGCAAAAUCUUAAGGAAGGAAUUGAGAGCAAAGCUGGUAGCUGGUGUUCAAAAUUAGAGUACCUACCUGCCUUGUGUUCUUUCAGGUAAAUCCAGGCUCGAUACUUGCACUCCCAAGAGCCUCUCUCUCUUUAUUAACUAUUGUCUAUUC